Mesorhabditis belari is the source of this 2115-nucleotide messenger RNA. The record is from the annotation of a GenBank genome assembly. Lineage: Eukaryota; Metazoa; Nematoda; Chromadorea; Rhabditida; Rhabditidae.
AUGGGCAAAGAGCUAGAGGAUGUGUGUGACCGAUAUCUGAGUCGGAAAGAAGAAAAGCAGAAAGUCAUCGAAGCGGUUGAAAGAUGUUUGAAGAAAAACUACGACUACGAGAAAUUGAAGGACAAAGUGCUGGAUGUUGUUUCCGACACGCACAAGGCGCACAAAAUCAUCGAGAAGAUCACCUCUAUCUAUUCACAAUUCAGGAAAAGAACAAGGUUUGAAGAGAAUAAAGGCGAGAAAAAUGGUGGCUCGGAGCCGAAACGUUUUCGAGACGAGCCAGAAGUGAAGCGAGAACCGCGCGACCGGGACUCCAGAGAUUCGAGGGAUGUUAAAAGGGAACUUCGAGAUCGAAACGAAGGCGAUAAACGCGAUUCCGGCAAAAGAGAGUCUGACCGGAAAGAACCUGAUAGAGACAAAAGAGAGUCUGACAGGAAAGAACCUGAUAGAGACAAGGACAGAGAUCGUGACCGUAAGCCGCCUUCAUUGUCCCCACCACCAAGAGUGAUCGAUGAUCGAGAUCAACGAACCUCGAACAGAGAUAGGGAGAGAAUCAGAAGGAUGGCACUUGACAUGCUUGAAAGACAAAAGAAACACGAGGAAGAGGAGAAAAUGGCCGGCUUGACGGAGGAACAAUUGAGAGUGAAAGAGAUGAUGUACAAGGCGCAACAGGAUAUUGAGGAGAAGAAAAAGGCGAUGGCAGCCCUUCUUUCGGGCACAAUUCCUCACGAUGAUCAACCAGCACCAAGAACCAAUAUGCUCAAUUCGAAGGCUUUUCUUCGACCCCAAGAAGCAGCCAUGUUUGCAACUUAUUCAAUUGAGAAGAAAAAUCGUAUGGAGGAACUAAAAGCUAAGCUCGGCUCGUCAAAAGUUUUGGGAACUUUACCAACCACUCCAGUUGUCAAAAAGGAACCCGAACCAGUGGUUGCCGUCGAGAAGAAACCAAAAAAGGAAGCUAAAGAAGCGGAGCAAGAAAUUAAAGAGUACCUCGAUCCACGGAUUCACAACAAAGCGGCUUCAAGAAAGGCUCGCACAUUCAAUUUCCAUGAGAAGGGCGAGUUCGAAAAACUCGCCAACAAGCAACGAGCUAUGGCUAAAUUGGAGCGACUGCAGGCUGAUAUCUCCGAGAAGGCAAGUACCACAGGAAUCUCGUCGGCUGUCAAACUUGCGAUGGUUACUCCAGCUGGACACACCUCUGAUAUAAUCCCAGACAUUGAGUGGUGGGAUCAAAUUGUCCUCGAGAAGAACAACUACGAUGAGAUUCCUGAUGAGACUGUGCCCGCUCGAUACGCAGAUACAAUCAGUGAACUCGUCGAACAUCCAAUUCAGCUGCGUCCGCCCACCGAGGCCCUCAGUCAACAAUACAUUCGGGUCUAUCUGACAACCAAGGAAAAGAAGAAAAUUAGACGACAGAAUAGAAAAGAAAUGCAAAAAGAAAAGACGGAGAAGAUUCGACUCGGCUUGGAGAAACCACCUGAGCCUAAGGUGAAAUUGAGCAACUUGAUGCGAGUGUUGGGCAGUGAUGCGGUGCAAGAUCCGACAAAGAUGGAAGCACAUGUACGUAAGCAGAUGGCCGAUCGGAUGAAGAAGCACGAAGCCGAGAAUGCGGCUCGAAAGUUGACCGAUGCUCAGAAGGCGGCCAAGAAGACAAAGAAGUUGAGUGAGGAUACCAGUCUGGCCGUUCAUGUCGCUGUUUACAGGGUUAAAUCUUUGGCCAAUCCAUCGAAACGUUUCAAAGUGGAGACAAACGCGAAACAAUUGCAAAUGACUGGAAUGGUUCUGCUUUACAAGGAUCUCAAUGUUAUCGUCGUUGAAGGAGGACCAAAACAACAGAAGUUCUACAAAAAUCUUAUGAUGACUCGAAUCAAAUGGACUGAAGAGAUUAUUGGGGAAGAAAAGAAAGUCGCCGACAAAGAAGCGCCCGGCGAGAGAAAUGAAUUGAAAUUGAUUUGGGAGGGAACUGUGAAGAAGCGUGCUUUCUACGAUAUGCGAACGUUGUCAGUGAGCAUUCAAAAGCAAGCCAGAGAGACUUUCGAGAAGUAUCGUGUUCCUCACUACUGGGAUUUGUGUCUUUCAUCUCAAGUUCUCCUUGACAACAACGAAGACUCAAACCAAACA